GUGGAUCUCACACGGACCUUCACCUUCCGCAACUCCAAGCAGACGUACACAGGAAUUCCCAUCAUAGUGGCAAACAUGGACACAGUGGGGACAUUUGAAAUGGCUGUGGUUAUGGCAAAACAUGCGAUGUUCACUGCAAUUCACAAGCAUUAUUCUCUGGAAGAAUGGAAACUGUUCGCUGCCAAUCACCCAGAAUGCCUUGAGCAUGUAGCAGCAAGCUCAGGUAGUGGAAAAGCUGAUUUGGACAAGUUAACAAGUAUUCUAGAGGCCAUUCCACUUAUCAGAUACAUCUGCCUGGAUGUGGCAAACGGCUAUUCAGAGCACUUUGUGGAGUUUGUGAAGUCUGUCCGUGCCCUAUUCCCACAUCACACCAUUAUG
Molecule: messenger RNA, 378 nt
Organism: Antrostomus carolinensis (chuck-will's-widow)
Lineage: Eukaryota; Metazoa; Chordata; Aves; Caprimulgiformes; Caprimulgidae
Product: GMP reductase 1-like
Exons: 3
Molecular function (GO): catalytic activity
Source: RefSeq, a predicted model, not a curated record